AUGCAUCUGCACAAGUCUUUAGCGCAGAAGAGGAAAGAAAACAGAGAACGAGAGCAAGAGGAGGAAAAACUGAAAAAGAAGAAUCCAUUAUUGAAGUAUUUUAAAAAGGAAAAACAUACGGAGCAAACAACUAUAAUGCAGACUGACUCUGAGGAAGAUGAAGUACAUCAUCAAGAACCAGAAAAGGAGAUCGCUUGCUGCAGCACAUCUAAAACAACUGACCCUGAAGCUCUAGUUGAACUGUUACGAGAAGAGAUGGAAGCUCCACCUCCAAGCAGCGUUUCUAACACACAGGAAAUUGUACAGGAAGAAUUGGAUUGGAAAGAUCCAGCUCUGUGGCCAGAUGUUCUGAAAGACAAAGACCAGGGAAAAAUUGUGAUUGGUGGGCUAAGAAAAGAAGAGGAACUAAAAGAAAUGAUUAAAGGUAUGGAUAAAGAUUAUAAAGAACAAUCCUUUAGUGAGUUUCUCAUAUAUUCAAAGUCAUCUAAUGGACGAGAGAGACAUAUUCGGGACUGGCUCAAGUGGAGUCCUACCAAGAAUGUGCUGUAUUGUGUAACCUGCUUGGCAUUUUCGUCUAAUCGUGUCAAAGCGACUAGCAUGCUUUGUAAGAAAGAAGGAUUUGAUCCAUCAAAAAAAAAAGUGGCAUUUGCUUUACAUCAAACUGCCAGAACAUGAAAACUCCAUUAUUCAUAAACAACACUACUGGAGUUGGAGAAAACUUCAAAUGUCCAUGGCGGGGCAUGGUGUGGAUUCUAAUCUGCAAAAAAGUUUGGAAACCGAAACAAACAAAUUUUCUUCUUUGUUAGAAAGACUUCUGGAUGUAACUUUGUUUUUGGCAUCAAGAAAUCUGGCUUUUCGGGGAAGCUCGCAAAGAAUUGGAGACCAGCACAAUGGUAAUUUCCUUGGUCUACUUGAAUUGAUAGCACACUAUGAUCCAGUGCUCCAAGAACAUUUAGAGGAAGUGAAGAAAAGUCAAGAGACUGGAAAAAAACUGCAUGCACACUAUUUAUCCUGGGCAACACAAAAUGAGUUCAUAAACCUAUGUGGAAAGCAUGUUCUGAAUACAAUACUCAAAGAAAGAGAAAAGGGAAUUUAUUUUUCUGUGAUAUGUGAUGCAACACCAGAUGUUUCACACACAGAACAAAACGUAAUUGUUUUAAGGUAUGUCUACAAUGAACCAGGGUCUGAAGACUGGACUAUUCAAGAAAGGUUCAUUAAAUAUUUUGACUUCUUCCAUAAGACUGGAGAGGAAAUAGCAGAAAUGCUAUUAUCAAGACUACACAAACAUGGCAUCAAUGUCAAGGAUUGUAGAGGUCAGGGCUUUGACAAUGGAGCCAAUAUGUCUGGGAAAAAUAAAGGAGUCAGAGCUCGCAUACAGGAAAAGUAUCCGAAAGCUAUAUUUUGUUCAUGUGCUUCACACUCCUUGAAUCUUGUGGGUGUGCAUGCAGCAUCAUGCUGCCCUGAUGUGAUCACUUUUUGGGAUGUGUGAAUCGCCUAUACACACUUUUUAGUGGAAGUCCUGAGAGGUGGAAUAUUUUGAAUUAAACGACUGGUGGUUCAUUGCAUGGCCUGAGUGACACCAGAUGGAGUGCCAGGAUAGAAGCUGUUCGUCCUAUUGCUCAAAAACUUCCCAGCAUUUUGGAAUCCUUGGAGAAAAUAUUAUCAUCCAGAAAAUUUUCAAGUGAAGCUCAUUCAGAAGCUGUAGGCCUUAAAGACUAUUUUUCAUCUUUCAAAGCUGUCAUCCUGGCAACUUUCUGGGUGAAAGUUCUUCAAUGUUUUGAAGAUAGGAACAAAAUUCUUCAGUCCCGAUCAAUUUCACUGGAAAUUGGAGCAGAAAAUAUCAAGGCCCUUUCUGCGGAAAUGCAAUUACUCCGGGAAUGGUGGCUUUCUCUACUUUCUGAGGCUAAGCAUGUGGCAGGUAAUUUGGAAAUACCAACGGUACUGAAAACACAGAGAAGCCGGCAAAGGCAGAAGAAACAACACACUGAAUUGGGCAGUGAAGACCAAGAAUCUGAAGAAGAAUUUAAGGUAAAUGUUUUCUUUGUGGCACUAGAUUCUGUCAUUAGUGAACUAAACCAACGGUUUAAUUCUAUGGAAAAUGUGUGCAGUUUAUUUGCUCCCAUUUUAAAAUUUAGAACAAUAUCGGAUGAAGAACUUGUGACAUCCACUGAAAAUCUUAUAUCCAAAUACCCUGAAGAUCUUACAGUUUCACUGUUAAGCGAAAUUCAGCACCUUCGCAAAGUUUUUGAUGCCACAUUUGCAAGCAGCUUGGGUCCACUGGAUUUGCUGAAAUCUAUAUACAAGCUACAGCUUUGCAUUGCUCUCAGAAUAUUUGCUUAUCUUCCACUUUCUGUGGCUGAAGGAGAGAGAGCGUUUAGUAAACUAUCUCUGAUUAAAAACUAUCUGCGUUCAACAAUGAGCGAAAAUCGUCUAAACAGCCUUGCUAUUCUUUCUAUAGAGCAUGAACUUGCCCGCACUCUUAACUUCAAAGACUUAAUUACAGAUUUUGCCAUACUUAAAAUAAGAAGAUGGUAUAUCAUGUUCUUCAGACACGUUAUAUUUGUACUCUGCCAACUUCUUAGGUAUGGUGGUUACCCACAUGCCUUCAGACUUUUUGAUUGUGUGUGA
Pelobates cultripes (western spadefoot toad) is the source of this 2628-nucleotide messenger RNA. The record is from the annotation of a GenBank genome assembly. NCBI's taxonomy places the organism in Eukaryota, Metazoa, Chordata, Amphibia, Anura, Pelobatidae.